Caenorhabditis elegans is the source of this 1886-nucleotide messenger RNA. RefSeq names its product KIF-binding protein (gene F47G3.3). The transcript is spliced from 8 exons. NCBI's taxonomy places the organism in Eukaryota, Metazoa, Nematoda, Chromadorea, Rhabditida, Rhabditidae. The record is from RefSeq and is marked reviewed. The coding region runs from base 13 to 1452 and encodes 479 amino acids.
GUUUCAGUUACAAUGACGGAUAUGGAAAGUCAAUUCGAAAUUAUCCGAACCGAAAUCACUCUCGGAAAUCUCACGGGAUCCCUGCACACAUUGCACCAAAACGUGAAGCUACAGAUCUUCAGUGACGAUCUCUGUCAGGCUUUUGACUCGUUCCUGAUUUUCUUCCACAGAAGCGUAUCGAGUUAUAUGGACAAAUUAAAGUCACAAACUAACGACGAUGACGACGACGUUGCUGAUAGACUUUCGGCAGCGGAAGCUCACGUUUCGCUUCAUUUGGGCAGAUUUGUGGCCGAGAUUCCAACAUUCGCCGACGGAUGCGAUGUGUCUGGAUUUUGGCACAGUCUACUGGUCAAAUUGAUUAAUGAGAUGUUUGGAUUCUCUCACAAGACUUUUGAUCCAGCAGCAAAAGUCAAAAACAAGAAUGCAAUCAGUGCACUGUUUGAGGAAUUUUUGGCAGCUGAAAAACCAGAUAGAUCCACUGCGUACGAAUAUAUCUGCGUUAUGUACAUCAAAUACCUUCAACAAAUGAAUCUGCAUGCGGAGUUGGAGUUGUUCGCAGCAGAGAAAAUUGCUCACCCCCACGAGUACCAACAAGAAGGCAGUUCUUAUUGGAAAGAAGAAUGUCUUGCACUUCUGAAGGCUGCGGAUAAGUGCACAAAUAACCGUCUGAGAAACAACUUGCUCACAAUCGGAAAACGUCUCUUCAACAACACUACUGCCAACAUCUCCAAGCAAACUGAGGCGUUCUUUGCUAUCCUCACUUACAUCGAUCUCUGUGACAAUCCAGUCACCGCGGAAGUCUGGACCGGUUUGAGAAAAAUUUGCAAAAGAGUCAUUGAGCAUGGAAAUGAGGUGUUGUUCUUUGCAAACAACGAGAACUUUGACGAGAACUUGAAGAGUGCUCUGAAAGUUUUUGGUGAGGUUGAGUUGACACUCAAUAGACGAAUUGGAAUGAUCCAAAAAUUGGAGAGAAGCGAUCCACAAGAUGGACAUCAAAUGGACUCUGCAUUUUUCAUUGAUUAUGGAUAUUAUUAUGUGAUGAGAGCCUCCAUUUUCCAGAGCGCUAAAUUCAUUGUUGGUGAGCAAGAAGCCAAAGAGCAAACAGCGUUGGACAUCAAGCAGGCGUCGGACUAUUCUUAUCACUAUACAAAUGUUCAAAUCGCUAUCAAUGACGUUCUUGAAUUGAUUACUUCAAAUUUUGAAAAUUUGAGUGAAACAAGCUUGGUUGAAAUGGGAAUCUAUCAGUAUCUGGAGUCGAUUAUUGACGCAUGCUUUGACAAUAGAAGAACAAAGGACCAGCAAACUAUUUUCGACAAGGCUAACCAGCUUCUGAGCAAAACUAGUGAGAUGUUGGGAAAGCACAGUAACUCAUCCGAGCCUGUAACAAGUGCAAUGGACGCUUCAGGACCCUCUCCUGACGAACAUCUUGCAGACGAUAACAUGGAUGACUAGUUGAUAGAAAGCCAAUGCAUUCGUUCGACAUCACCAUUUGAUUCACCAGUUUUCACAUUUUUUUGUUAUAGAUUUCCAACUAUGAGUCGUUUUGUUAAAAGGAGCAUUUACAAUAAUGUUUCCUUUUCAUGUUUUUGUGCAUGCAUUCCUGAAUACUCUUUUUUAUUGAUUCCCUUGGUAUUUCUGCAUCUCAUCCGUUACUUUUUGAAACAAUACCUGUUUUCAAAGUUUUACCCUCCCUCAAUCACACCUGUUUUGAAGUUCUUUCAUAACUUUUGUGCGCCAACAUUUCAUGGAUGUUUUUUUAUGUUACUUUCAUCUCGAGAAUGUUUUUUCUCCAUUUCAAGAAUCUCGGUCUCACUUCUUCCCACCCGUUUUUCAUUUAGAAAUAAAUUUUAAAUUUCUCCAGUUUGCUUCUAAAUAUUUAAUUGUUU